AUGCCCCCCAAGGCCGCUGACAAGAAGCCCGCCAACAAGGCCCCCGCCACUGCCUCCAAGGCUCCCGAGAAGAAGGAUGCUGGCAAGAAGACCGCUGCCUCUGGCGAGAAGAAGAAGCGCACCAAGGCGCGCAAGGAGACCUACUCCUCCUACAUUUACAAGGUCCUCAAGCAGGUCCACCCCGACACUGGUAUCUCCAACCGUGCCAUGUCCAUCCUCAACUCUUUCGUGAACGACAUCUUCGAGCGCGUCGCGACCGAGGCUUCCAAGCUUGCCGCCUACAACAAGAAGUCCACCAUCUCAUCCCGUGAGAUCCAGACCUCCGUGCGCCUCAUCCUUCCCGGCGAGCUUGCCAAGCACGCCGUGUCUGAAGGCACCAAGGCCGUCACCAAGUACUCGUCGAGCACGAAAUAG
This is a messenger RNA of Podospora anserina S mat+, 414 nucleotides long. RefSeq lists its product as uncharacterized. Gene Ontology annotation, cellular component: nucleosome. The record is from RefSeq and is a predicted model, not a curated record. Gene Ontology annotation, biological process: nucleosome assembly. The transcript has 3 exons. The coding region runs from base 1 to 414 and encodes 137 amino acids. NCBI's taxonomy places the organism in Eukaryota, Fungi, Ascomycota, Sordariomycetes, Sordariales, Podosporaceae. Gene Ontology annotation, molecular function: DNA binding; protein heterodimerization activity; structural constituent of chromatin.